AAAGAAAUGACAUUCAAGCAAAAGUUAAAGAAACUCUUCUUACCCAUCUCAAUGUGUUCAAUUCUUUUAAUCAUCAUCAUCUCAGUCUCUGCCAUCGAAGGUUUAAACUUGACUCAUCAUCAUUCAAAUCAAAUUCCAAUCUCAGCACCCACUUCUACUAACAAUCACAAUAACAAUCAUCUUUCAACUUUCAAUCCACUCUUACCUCCUGCAAUCCCUUUAGCCGUUCGAUCACCUUAUCUCUCAGCUUGGUUAGCAACUGGUGCUGAAGGUGGCAAUGGAGGUUAUCUUACCGGUCGAUGGGCUCAAUUCUGGCCGAUCCAAUUCCCUCAAAACCCAAAUGCUUAUAGGUUAGGAUGGACAGGUUUGAUCCGAAUCAAUGGGACCACCUAUCAAUUCUUAGGAAACCCAAACGAAUCAAUCAACCCAACCGAUCAAUUCAAAACGGCCACCCAACUCUCAUUUAAUUAUACAUCUACACGUUCGAUGUUUGAAUUCCAAGCAGGAGAUCUAACCUUUUUGGUAGACUUCUUGAGUCCUCCUGGUCCUCCUGGUGAUCUUUUACGUCAAAGUUUACCUUUUACUUAUCUUUCGAUUCAACUUACUUCUUCAACAACUUCGGAUUCUUCGAUUGAGGUUUAUACUGAUAUUCAAGCGGAUUGGGCUUCUGGUGAUCAUCAGGCUAAUGUGACUUGGUCUUUAAACCAAUCUAAAUCUUUGAGUUCUUUUCAUGUUUCGAGAUUGAAUCCUUUAGUGUUUAGUGAAGAAUAUGAGUAUGCUGAAUGGGGUGAAGCAAUCUAUUCGACUGCUUCUACUUCCGAUCUCACUACCGCUUCUGGUUUCGGUCCUACACUUCGAACACAUUUUUCAAAGAAUGGAAACCUAGACUCAACUCAAGACAAAGAGUUUCGUAAGAUUGAAGAUCGAACACCUUCUUUUGGAUUUGCAACCAAGCUACUAGCAGGAAACUCUCCAUUAGUCUUUACGAUCGGACACGUUCGAGAUCCUUAUGUAUCAUACAUUCUCGAUCCUAAACCUAGAUCAGCUUACUGGACAAGUAUAUUUAAACAAACCGAUGAAUUACUCGAAUUUGUGUAUCAUGAUUUCGAAAAGGCUUUUAAAGAUUCAGUUAGUUUAGAUACCAAAGUUUAUAAUGAUGCGAUCAAAACUUCGGGUGAGAAUUAUGCGGCGAUCGUGUCGCUUAGUUUUCGUCAAGGUCUUGGGGCUAUUGAGAUUACACUUGGAAGAAAUAAUCUCACGGGUGAAGUCGAUCAGAAGGAUGUGAAAAUCUUUUCAAAGGAGAUUUCUAGUAAUGGGGAUAUGAGUACUGUUGAUGUUAUCUUUCCUCAAUUUCCUAUCUUGACCUAUUACGAUCCUGUAUUAUUAAAAUACUUGCUCGAACCUCUCUUUGAGUAUAGCGAGAGUGGUUUGUACCCAAACAAAUGGACUGUUCACGAUCUUGGAAGGUACCCGAAUGCUACUGCUCAUAAUGAUGGUAAUGAUGAAGCGAUGCCAGUUGAAGAAGCCGGAAACUUCCUCAUCAUGACCUUAGCAUAUCAUCAAUUAACAAAAGACACAGAAUGGCUUCAAAAACAUCACAAGAUCUUAAGCCAAUGGACCUCCUUCUUAAUCAGUGACGGAUUAAUUCCAGCCAGUCAACUUUCAACAGACGAUUUUGCAGGCAAGUUGGCUAAUCAAACUGAUUUGGCUUUAAAAGCUAUCAUUGGAAUCGGUGCUAUGUCUGAAAUAUCGGUUCAGAUUGGGGAUGGCCAAGAAGGAAAUCGGUUGAGGGAAAUCGCAGAGGAUUAUGUGGGGAAAUGGAUUGAUUUUUCGGUGGCUAGGGAUAGGAGUCAUACUAAACUUGCGUAUCAGGAUGAGAAUUCUUGGGGUACUCUUUAUAAUUUGUUUGCAGAUCGGUUGUUGAACUUGAGACUCGUACCUCAAACUAUUUAUGAAAUGCAGUCUAGUUUUUACCCUUUAGUAGCAAACGAAUAUGGUGUACCACUCGAUUCUAGACACACAUGGGCUAAGACUGAUUGGGAAAUGUUUGCGGCUGGAGCUGCUACGAGUGUUAAAGAUCGAGAUUUGUUUGUGGAUUGUUUGGUUAAGUAUUUAAAGGCUAAUAUUGUGAAUGCAGGAUUUCCUGAUUUGUAUGAAACUCAAACUGCUCAAUUUCCUGGAAGAUCGAAUACUUCUACUUGGAGAAUCGAAUUUAUUAAUAGACCAGUAGUAGGGGGUCAUUUUUCACUUUUAGCAUUAGAUAAAGCCAAAGAGAUCAAUGGAUUAAAAGAACAUGAAUUCUUUCCUAAAAAAAAUUCGCAUUGGAGGUAUGUUGGUUUAUGGGAAAGGAUUUGUUUUUUAUGGAACUUUUGAAGCAUUAUGUGGAGAGGUUUGUAAAGAUUUAGUUUUUGUGGUCUUCUUUGGGAUUUAGGAAUUGUUUUUUUUUGUAUUUGGAAGUCGAAUGUACAAUUUUUUAGUUAUGAUCUUUGAUUGGAUUGGAUUGGAUUGGAUUAGAGAAGAUUGGAUUAGAGAAGGAGAAGAUUGAAUAGGUUUGAAGUUUUAGCAUGCAAAGAAAUUGGAAUCGUUAUUUUGAAAU
This is a messenger RNA of Melampsora larici-populina 98AG31, 2596 nucleotides long. RefSeq lists its product as uncharacterized. The record is from RefSeq and is a predicted model, not a curated record. Gene Ontology annotation, biological process: carbohydrate metabolic process. Lineage: Eukaryota; Fungi; Basidiomycota; Pucciniomycetes; Pucciniales; Melampsoraceae. The coding region runs from base 7 to 2373 and encodes 788 amino acids. The transcript is spliced from 14 exons.